AUGCCUUUGAAGACAGUUAUUUGCAUCGGUAUGGCCGGUGCUGGUAAAACCACAUUUAUGCAGAGAUUAAACUCGCACUUGCAUGCAGCCAAGGAGCCACCAUACGUUAUUAACUUGGAUCCAGCUGUAUUAACGGUGCCAUACGGUGCGAAUAUCGAUAUCCGUGACUCCAUAAAGUACAAGAAGGUGAUGGAGAACUAUGAGUUGGGUCCCAACGGUGCUAUUGUAACUAGUUUGAACUUGUUCAGCACAAAGAUUGACCAGGUCAUCCAGUUAGUGGAAAAGAAGCAAGAUAAGUACGAACACUGUAUUAUAGAUACACCAGGUCAGAUCGAAUGUUUUGUUUGGAGUGCGUCUGGUCAAAUCAUCACCGAGUCGUUUGCUUCGACUUUCCCAACUGUGAUAGCAUACAUCGUCGACACUCCAAGAAACACCUCUCCCACCACCUUUAUGAGUAAUAUGUUAUACGCAUGUUCUAUCUUAUACAAGACGAAGCUACCCUUGAUUGUUGUUUUCAACAAGAGCGAUGUGAAGAAGUGCGACUUCGCCAAAGAAUGGAUGACCGACUUUGAAGCAUUCCAAACUGCCUUAAGAGAUGACCAAGAGAGCAACGGCCAAACUGGACUUGGAUCUGGAUACAUGGGUUCUCUUGUGAAUUCCAUGUCCUUGAUGUUGGAGGAGUUCUACUCGCAGCUUGAUGUGGUUGGUGUUUCCAGUUUCACAGGAGAAGGUUUCGAUGACUUCCUAAAUAUUGUAGAUGAUAAGGUAGAGGAGUACGAGAAGUACUACAAGGUGGAGAGGGAAAGAAUCCUAAAAGAGAAGGAAGAAAAGGAGAAGGCCAGGAAAGAAAAAUCGCUCGAGCAUUUGAUGAACGAUCUUGGUUUCAAGGACAAGGCUAAGAAGAAUGCGGCCGAAGAUGAUGACGACAGUGCGGAUGUUAUCAGCGACUUGGAAGAAGGAGAAAACGAUGGAUUAGUAGAAAGAGACGAGGAUGAGCAAGACGAUGUAGGCAAGCGUGCUGAAAGAGAAUAUACGUUUGCCGGCGAGGACAGAUUAAAUGGGGAAGUUAACGAAACAGAUACCCCAGACUUGCAAAAAAGAUACGAGGAUGCAUUUGCGAAGGUUGCUAAAGACGCAAGCAGCCAGACGGCUGAAAACAUCGCUCGUUACAUUAGACAAUAA
Kluyveromyces marxianus DMKU3-1042 is the source of this 1182-nucleotide messenger RNA. RefSeq names its product GTPase NPA3 (gene NPA3). The record is from RefSeq and is a predicted model, not a curated record. Gene Ontology annotation, molecular function: GTPase activity. Lineage: Eukaryota; Fungi; Ascomycota; Saccharomycetes; Saccharomycetales; Saccharomycetaceae. The transcript has a single exon. Bases 1 to 1182 code for a protein of 393 amino acids.